AUGGCGCUAGUGCUUGUGGCACUACUGACGGCUGGAGUCGUAGCUUUCGACGUCGUCAUGGAGACCAAUAUCGUCUCCAGUCGCUUCGAGUCUCUGCAACUCCACAUCAACGACAGCAGCGCCUCCAAUGGAUCUACUCAGGAGUCAACGUGCAGUCCAAGUGUAGUCAAUGUGAGUGCGAUCGAGUACCACUCCGGUCAUCGAUACUACCCGCUUCUCCAAGAUGCAACUCCUCUUGCCUCUCCUCGUUUCCAAGACGAACACACUGUCCUAUGCAACGAAAGUCGUCGACACGAUCUCAAGUACAGCUACUGCUUGCCAAUCUCUGGCCGCAAGGACUCGCCAUUUUGUACCGGGGCUGACCGCAUGGACCUAUUGACCCCACACUCGGCCCAGUCUCGAUGUUACGCUAGUGUGCUGCACAUGCUCUUGAUGGAAGUCUACGAGGAGCUCCAUGCCUUUGGACACACUCCACUUUUAGUAUACGGCUCCCUCCUUGUGGACCCCUUGACGUUGAUGGCGACAUCGAGGCGUGCUCUGGUGGCAAAGGGUUACCACUUUUUCCAUUAUGACAUCUGGCGGGUCUGUGUGGCCCCUACGCAUCCUCUGGCUGCGAGACUGUACGAUCCGAGACUUCCCAUCACGUCGAACUUUGUGGUGCCGUAUCUCGAUCUGUACGCAAUGGACAAGUUGAAUGACACCGACUGGAGCAUGGAGUGCUUCAGUGACAGUACACUGCCUCAUGAAAAGAUGCAGCCGUUUUCUCAAGUGAAGAUCAACGGACUGUCGUUCGACACGGUCGCGGAUCCAGAUUAUUUUUUGAGGAAGAUGUACAGCGAAGAUUACAUGACCCCAAAGCCGCGGAAGUAG
Peronospora matthiolae is the source of this 870-nucleotide messenger RNA. Lineage: Eukaryota; Oomycota; Peronosporomycetes; Peronosporales; Peronosporaceae. The record is from the annotation of a GenBank genome assembly.